AUGUUUGGUUCACAAAAGAUCCCGGUUUACUGUCACAUGGGAAACUUUGGAUGCGGGGAUGGAGGAUGGACGCUGGCCAUGAAGAUUAACGGCACGAAGGUAAACUCCCUGCCUCCUUAAAGAAACUCUCGAUAUCACUGAAAUUAACAAAGGCAAAUAAAAAAUGCAAUUCUUCUUUUUCAGAGAACUUUCCAUUACGAUUCCCACUUCUGGAGCAACAGAAAUGCCUAUAACUUUGCUGGAGCCAAGACUGGCUUUGACUUACUAGAGACCAAGUUACCAACCUACUGGAACACACCCUUCUCCAAGAUCUGCCUUGGUAUGAAGAUUGGUCAUCAGCUCAGGUUCAUUGCCAUCAACAGGCAAGCCAACUCACUGUACUUAUUGAUCGCUGAUGGAAAAUACCGCGCCACCUCAUUGGGUCGAAACACGUGGAAGACGCUUAUUGGUUCGCUGGCCUCCUUGCAGCAUAACUGCAACAAAGAAGGAUUCAAUGCUAUGGGUAGUGCUAAUGGCUCUUCCAGAGCAAGGAUUGGUUUCCUUGGGAAUAAUGAGCGAGACUGCAUAACCCCUGAUUCUAGAAUUGGUUUUGGUACAGGAGGAUACCAUGAUGACACCAACACGUGUGGAAACGAGGCUAUGAACCACCCAUCGUCAGAUAAUGGAGGCAAACACAUCAAAGCCAUGGGAUACAUCUUGGUGCAGUGACAAGGGAGACAAUGAACUGUCCCUGAGCUGAUGGACCUCGAACCACAUGAUGUGGUUCAUUCAUGGAUUUCUUCAACGAUUCAGUCUACUUUACAUAUUAAAACCUGGGAACUUCGUCUUUACUGAGAACAUUUACUUCUUGUAUUUUUGGGGAAUUUUCGAAUAUGUGCAUCCUUUGUGGAAAUUAAUGGCCAUCUGCAAGUUUCCUGCAGAUGGCAGUAUGGAUAAUUGUCUGUUAUUUAUGUAGAAAUGUAUUAAUUUGCAAGUUGAGAUGGAAGAGAAAAAGGGAACCAAAUGGAUGGAUGACUUGAAAUAAAUAUAUUCCGACUGAGAAACUCUCAAUAUAUGCUUAACCUCAUUACUGAACCAAAACAUUACAAUUAUUACUAUAAUUUUUGUUAUCAUCAUCUUCACGUCUCUUAUCGCUAUCUCUUUUACCAGUGUUUUCCUUUUUUAAUAUUUUUAUAAAUUUCAAAGACUUCUCUGACGGAGACCAAUGCCGACAGUUUACCCCUGAAAAAGCAUUUGAUGGAAGACGUCUCAUAAACCACGUCAUUCGCAUUGUUAAAGUUCUGACAGUGAGUUUUUGUCACAAGAUGUGUUACAUGGAACCUGACUGUGUCAGCAUCAAUCUUUAUAAACGAGUAAGUGGACAUGGAGGGUACAAAUGUGAAUUGAAUAAUGUUACUCACGAAAAACACGAAGACGACCUGGAGAAGAAAGACGAUUAUUUUUAUCAUGCAGCUGAGGUAGGUGUUGCAUCACUUGUAAGUACUCAUUUCAGGUUAAGAAAAAAAAAAUCUCGGUCACAAGCGUUGCAAUUGUUGCUUUAAUUCUAAUGUGACUGUCAAUAUUUCUAUCUCUAGUAUCAUCAUUAUUGUUCUUUUAUUCCUGCUCGUUUUCCAUUUUAUUAAUGUUUCAACGUAUAAAAUUAUUUUCGCUUCAGAGCGCUUGUGUUGAUAACCCUUGCAAUAACAAUGCUACUUGCCAAAGCAGUUUUAUGUACUGA
This is a messenger RNA of Pocillopora meandrina, 1717 nucleotides long. The record is from the annotation of a GenBank genome assembly. NCBI's taxonomy places the organism in Eukaryota, Metazoa, Cnidaria, Anthozoa, Scleractinia, Pocilloporidae.